UUAGACAACAGGAGUUGUGCGGUAGUAGUGUCUUCAGCGCCGACGAGGACUCUCGUGAUUUCGUGGCUGAUCGGCGCUUUCGUCAUUGGUACGGUCUAUAGAGGAAACCUGGUUGCUUAUAUUCUGGCUCCCAGAUACCCUCCAAGGCCUGAGACCCUGGAAGAGUUGGUCAAUGUUGUUGAACGAGUCACCAUGCCGUCUUUCGGGGCCACCAUCCGCGAUAUCCUGAAGGAAUCGACGUCGGAUUCGAGAAGAGCUCUGGGAAACAUGAUGGAAUUAGGAUUCGAAAUAAAGGAAGGCCUCGAUUUGACUCUGAAAUACAGGUACCCUUACCUAGACUCACUGCGCUACCUGCAGCACCAGUUGGCUCUCCACUACACUGAGGCGGAUGGGACGUCGCCGUUCUACGUCGGUCGUGAGAGACUGAUGACCACCCCCAAUGGCUGGCCCAUACCCCAUGACGCCCCUUUCAAGGACGUGUUCGAUUUCGUCAUUCUGGCACUUGAUGAGGGAGGAAUCUUCAACAAAUGGAUGAAAGACUGGCUGGACAAAGCAAAGAAAGCAGGUCGUCUGGAAAAACGCCGGCAAAUGAUGGAGCCUCAUUUGACUCCGGGCGAAUCAACAAGCGGGAAGACCUCGGAGCAAGAGGGCCCAACGGCUCUGACUAUCGUUCAUUUGCAGGGGCCUCUGUUGAUCUGGGGUAUCGGACUGUCUGUAUCAGGGAUAGCCUUUACGGGAGAGUAUUUUGCCCUUUAUUAUAUGAAUGCACAGUGAAGUGGAUUUGAUGACUCAUAAGAGUGGUUGCUUUGCACACACACACACACACACACAAGUUAACUAACAGAAACUUAUUGUGUCCAGGGGAGUUUUAAUUAACGAGAUUAAAGAGGCAAGAAUUUGACUUGUAAUAUAAGAACCCAGCCUAUUCUUAUGGAAAAACUGUCAAAAGUGUGGAAAAUGUUUUCAAGUUUGAAUGAUGGUAUCAUUUGUCCUAUGACGAAGAAAACUUUCAAGAGCUUAUCAUAUGGGUUGGUAACCAGAAAUGAGCCGUUUUUAAAAUAAGCUUUACUUUUCCAUUUAUUGAAAAAUCCUUAUUGUUUCAUGUACAAAAUGGAAAUGCAUACCAUAUAAACUUGACUUGUAGGGUUUCCUUUUAGAUUUCCUUUGAGCUUAAGGACUAUAUAGUCAACUGUAAAAGCUAUCAAAAUUUAGAGCCAAUCGAAACUUGACUGCCAACAAAACAACGAAGCUUCGAACUUGCGUAGAAAGAUGAGAAGAGAAGUUAAUCAAAUUCAAAUAAAAAAUAAGGCGAAAAUCGAUAAAAGCGAGACAAAAGAAAAAUAAAGUAUCUAGUAAAUAUAAUUAACAAAGGACCAAAGAUCAGGUUAAUGCUGUUGUGGGUGUUAUAUAUUAUUAAAACUGUGUGGUAUUUUGUCCGUUUUUGCUCUCGCCC
This is a messenger RNA of Macrobrachium nipponense, 1453 nucleotides long. RefSeq lists its product as uncharacterized. The transcript is spliced from 4 exons. Lineage: Eukaryota; Metazoa; Arthropoda; Malacostraca; Decapoda; Palaemonidae. The record is from RefSeq and is a predicted model, not a curated record. Bases 193 to 774 code for a protein of 193 amino acids.